Messenger RNA from Arabidopsis lyrata subsp. lyrata, 1816 nucleotides. Its product is annotated as protein tesmin/TSO1-like CXC 8. Gene Ontology annotation, biological process: regulation of DNA-templated transcription. The transcript is spliced from 7 exons. The coding region runs from base 403 to 1668 and encodes 421 amino acids. Gene Ontology annotation, cellular component: nucleus. NCBI's taxonomy places the organism in Eukaryota, Viridiplantae, Streptophyta, Magnoliopsida, Brassicales, Brassicaceae. The record is from RefSeq and is a predicted model, not a curated record.
CGAAUAUUGGAGAGUACUAAUUUGCUUAUAUUAAUCAUGAAUAUUAGACUUCAUUAUUUCAAUGACUCGAAUCCCAUCUUCGUCAUCCUCGUUCCCUCCAAGAUCAGACUCUCUCUCGAUUUUGAAUACCCUCGCGUUGUUCUCAGAGAACCUUUUUGUUUCUGGGAAAAUCCUAGGAGCUGGCCAAAAAAAUCCGAGAGUAACGCGAGAGACAAUCAUCGUUCCGAUUUAGGAUCCAGCAAUCCAUUUUUGUUAUCUGUCAGCCAUGGCGACUCUCCGAUACACUGAGCUGAGCUAUGAAUCAACGACCCUGUUCUGACGAUUUCUCACCGAUCAUGCUCAUAUCGGUUCGCAGAAAUUGAGGAAAAAGCUUGUGCGGCGACUAUAAUGUGAAGGAUCGAUAUGACAGGUAACGCAGAUUCCGGUAAAAUCGCGACAGAGAAAGACCCUAGGAAGAUCGUUUUCACCAAAUUGGAGUUAUCUCCCGUCUUCCUUGAGUCUCCUGUUAAAGAAAUUCCUCCUUUUCCUCCGAUUUCUCGAGAGCAUUCAGAAACAAAGGAUACGACAGAUCAGGAAGGCAUUACUUGGAGGAAACGAUGUCGAUGCAAACAAUCCAAAUGUCUAAAGUUGUACUGUGACUGUUUUGCAUCAGGAGUGUUAUGUACCGACUGUGAUUGUGUUGAUUGUCAUAACAACUCUGACAACUAUGAUGCCAGAGAUGCAGCUGUGGUGAAUGUACUAGGUCGCAACCCAAAUGCCUUCAAUGAGAAACUUUUUAGCAGCAUAAAUGACAAGCAGUGUAAGGCUGCACCUGAUACUAGACCUGGACUGCUUUCGAGAGGCUGUAAAUGCAAAAGAACCAAGUGCUUGAAGAAGUACUGUGAAUGCUUUCAGGCUAAUGUUUUGUGCUCAGACAACUGUAAAUGCAUCAACUGCAAGAAUGUUAGUGAAGCGUUCCAGCCUUCUGUUUUUGCCUGGGGACUAAACAGUAGGAAGCUUUACGAAGGAUUUGAUAAUCCAGAGAAGAAGUUUGUCUGUGAUCUAGGAAUCAUUUCUCCUAGCGAAGACAGUGUCGGCUUUAACAGCCACAAUACUGCUGGUUGUAUGAAUUAUGCUCCUGGAUUUUCUGCUCACAAUUCCCCACAGGUAUACCGGAGAAGAAGACACCAAGAGCUACCUGAGCAGUGGAAUUCUUGUCCAGCUCCAUUAUUUUCGAUACCUGACAAUUCCAUUCAAAAUGCUCUGGGUUCCCCUAUGUCUAGCUCUCCUAAGCUUCCUUACAGAAAGAAAAAGCCCCCAUUGGGAUAUGCUUCCACAGUUGUUCCAGAUUUGGGAGAUAUAUGCUCACUUCUCUUAGCAGCAUCUGAAACUGCUACAGCCAAUGCAGACCAGAACAGGAUAUGUAUAAAGCCUGAUGAUAAGGUAGACAACGUGUACACUGAGGUAUUGAGUGAGUCUGAAAGCGGUAAUGUGGAAGAAGAAAUACAGUCCUUUCGAAGAUUGAUCGAACUGAUAGAUGCUCAAUACAAUGGAGAAGAGCAUUCCAAAUGUAAGACCGAGACAAGUGUCCAUGAAACAGAUAUAUACAUGGAGCAGGAAAGGGCAGUGCUUGAAACUUUCAGAGACUGUCUCCAAACGUUCAUCAAAUCGAGACUGGAUUCUAUUUAAUCCCUCCAUUCUCAGAGUCCACUUACUAUACGUUUAGUUGCUAUUUGUGACAUGUCAGGUUCAUUCAAGAAGCAGCGAGCUAAACCAUGAUAUGAAGCUGAAACAGAUCAACGAUUUUUUAAACACGAAUUAACAAUUAGAAACCACA